Molecule: messenger RNA, 1020 nt
Organism: Guillardia theta CCMP2712
Lineage: Eukaryota; Cryptophyceae; Pyrenomonadales; Geminigeraceae
Exons: 5
Coding region: 1-1020 (339 amino acids)
Molecular function (GO): protein binding; zinc ion binding
Source: RefSeq, a predicted model, not a curated record
AUGGAGGACAACAAUGGAGGGAGCAGGGUACAGGUGAGGGUGAAGGAACUGGCUUCAGGAAAAGAGACUCUCCUCGAUCUUGGGACGUGGGACACAGUUGGGAUCAUGAAGCGACGUCUGGAAGGGAAGGGAUUCGGUCCGGCAGCUCUCCAGCGACUCGUCCAUGCCGGACGAAUCUUGGACGAGGAGGAGACUCUGCUGGGAAGCGGGGUGAGCAAGUCGCCGACGGUCUUUUUAGCGAUGAAGCGGGUUGACUAUGCCAACUCCGUGACCGGCUCGAUGCCUGAGCCACGAGGAUACACUCCUGCUAAUCUCUCUUCCUUCUCCUCCCCAUAUCGGCCCGCAGAGACCUCCCAAACAUCGCAGACAGACGAAGAAGUUCCGACUUGCCGCAUCUGCCAUGGCGAGCACAACGGGCCUGGCGACCAAAGAUUGUUUUCUCCGUGCCUCUGCAGGGGGAGCAUGCGGUACGUCCAUGUCGCAUGUCUGAACCGAUGGCGAGCCGUGAGCAACAACCCGCAAUCGUACUAUCAGUGCGACUCCUGCCGCUACAAGUACAACCUGCGGCGGACGGCGUUUGCAGAAUACUGCAACUCUUACAAGGUGCAGGAGGUUCUGACGACAGUCACAUGUGUGUGUCUGGUCGUUCUUGGCGGUCUUCUCUCCUACACCACGGGGAUCGAACAUCGGCUCUAUCGUGCUUGCGAAUGGACUCCACAGUGGCAUGGGACGAGAUGGUCCAGCAUCUUCGACUUCUUCAUGUGUGGACUGAUAGUCGUUGGCAUUGGCGGGUUCUGCUCUGUCAUCUACGAUGCUUACAAGAACGAUGCGAGGAACAUGCAGUUCAGUCUCGUCUACUUGUUCGCACUGUACGGGCACCUUGUCAUGAGGAUCGUCUGCUUCGUCGGCAUCCUCCACUCACUCCGCACCGUGCACAAGUUGGUGGAGGAGGAGAUGAAGCGAGCGCUGUCAAGGUGGGGAGAUGCCAUCCUUGAAGUCAAUGCUCGGCCUCCUAGCUGA